UAUUCCAAAUAUAUCUUCACAAGGGAAAAUUAAAAUGAAAAAUUCGGCAGAAUUAUAUUCAAAAAUAUUAUUAAAAUAUUUACAGACAAACAAAGGAGAUUUGGAAGGGGUUAAAAGAUAUUCUGAUUUAAUGUUUUUAUUUAAUGCUAUUUUGGCUACUACAAAGGCGGAAAGGGAAUUGAAUAUAUUUAUGGUAUAA
Molecule: messenger RNA, 199 nt
Organism: Meloidogyne enterolobii
Lineage: Eukaryota; Metazoa; Nematoda; Chromadorea; Rhabditida; Meloidogynidae
Source: the annotation of a GenBank genome assembly